This is a messenger RNA of Balaenoptera musculus (blue whale), 4698 nucleotides long. It is a transcript of the gene NPC1, whose product is annotated as NPC intracellular cholesterol transporter 1. NCBI's taxonomy places the organism in Eukaryota, Metazoa, Chordata, Mammalia, Artiodactyla, Balaenopteridae. The coding region runs from base 145 to 3978 and encodes 1277 amino acids. Gene Ontology annotation, cellular component: membrane. The record is from RefSeq and is a predicted model, not a curated record. The transcript has 25 exons. Gene Ontology annotation, molecular function: lipid carrier activity.
GCGCAAUCAGCCGCAAGGGGCGGUUGUUCUCUUCUUCAGCUGGCGCCGGACCCAGACAGACUCGGACGCCGAGCGGAGCCUGCCAGCCGAGCGGAGCCUGCCAGCCGACCGUCGCCGACGUCUGCAGCCCGGCGCCACGGCAGCAUGAGUGCGUGCGGCCCGGCCCUCGGCUUCUUCCUGCUGCUGCUCUGCCCGGCGCAGGUAUUUUCACAGUCCUGUGUUUGGUAUGGAGAGUGUGGAAUUGCAUCUGGAGAUAAGAGGUACAAUUGCAGAUAUUCUGAGCCACCAAAGCCGUUGCCAGAGGAUGGCUAUGACCUGGUGCAGGAACUCUGUCCAGGGUUCUUCUUCGGCAACGUCAGUCUUUGCUGUGAUGUUCAGCAGCUUCGGACACUGAAAGACAACCUGCAGCUGCCUCUGCAGUUUCUGUCCAGAUGUCCGUCCUGUUUUUAUAACCUAGUGAACCUGUUUUGUGAGCUGACAUGUAGCCCUCGACAAAGUCAGUUUCUGAACGUUACAGCAACGGAAGAUUACGUUGACCCUGUUACAAACCAGACAAAAACAAACGUAAAAGAAUUACAGUACUAUGUUGGAGAGAGUUUUGCCAAUGCCAUGUACAAUGCCUGCAAGGACGUGGAGGCCCCCUCGAGUAACGAGAAAGCCCUGGGGCUGCUGUGCGGGAAGGAGGCCGAAGCCUGCAACGCCACCAACUGGAUCGAGUACAUGUUCAACAAGGACAACGGCCAGGCGCCUUUCACCAUCACGCCCAUCUUUUCAGAUCUUCCAGCCCAUGGGAUGGAGCCCAUGAACAAUGCCACCAAGGGCUGUGACGAGUCCGUGGAUGAGGUCAUGGGGCCCUGCAGCUGCCAGGACUGCUUGAUCGUCUGUGGGCCCAAGCCCCAGCCCCCAGCCCUUCCUGUUCCCUGGAGAAUCCUGGGUCUGGACGCCAUGUACGUCAUCAUGUGGAGCACCUACAUGGCAUUCCUGCUCGUGUUUUUUGGUGCAUUCUUUGCCGUGUGGUGCUACAGAAAACGGUAUUUUGUCUCCGAGUACACCCCCAUUGAUGGCAAUAUUGCUUUCUCUGUAAAUGCCAGUGACAAAGGGGGGCCGUCCUGCUGUGACUCUCUGGGUGCCACCUUCGAGGCCCAUCUACAGCGGCUCUUCUCACAGUGGGGCUCGUUCUGCGUCCGACACCCCGGCUGCAUCGUGUUCUUCUCCGUGGCCUUCAUCGCCGCCUGUUCUUCAGGCCUGGUGUUUGUGCAGGUCACGACAGACCCGGUGGACCUGUGGUCUGCGCCCGGCAGCCAGGCGCGCCAGGAGAAGGAGUACUUCGACACACACUUUGGACCUUUCUUCCGCACCGAGCAGCUUAUCAUCCAAGCCCCCCUCACACAGCCGCACACGUACAGUCCCGUCCCCUCUGGAGCCGAUGUGCCCUUUGGGCCUCCACUUGCCCUAGACAUUUUGCACCAGGUUCUUGACUUACAAACAACCAUCGAGAACAUUACUGCAUCUUCCAACAAUGAGACUGUGACGCUCCGGGACAUCUGCUUGGCCCCCCUCUCACCAUAUAACAAGCACUGCACCGUCCUGAGCGUGUUAAAUUACUUCCAGAACAGCCAUUCCGUGCUGGACCACAAAGUAGGAGACGACUUCUUUGUGUACGCGGAUUACCACACACACUUCCUGUACUGCGUUAGGGCUCCCGCCUCCCUGAAUGACACCAGUUUGCUCCACGAUCCUUGCCUGGGGACCUUUGGUGGACCAGUGUUCCCGUGGCUUGUGUUAGGAGGCUAUGAUGAUCAAAACUACAAUAACGCCACAGCCCUGGUGAUUACCUUUCCUGUCAAUAAUUACUGUAACGAUACAGAGAAGCUCCAGAGGGCCCAGGCCUGGGAAAAAGAGUUUAUUAAUUUUGUGAAAAACUACAAGAAUCCAAAUCUGACCAUUUCUUUUAAGGCUGAACGAAGUAUUGAAGAUGAACUAGAUCGUGAAAGUAACAGUGAUAUCUUCACUAUUCUAAUCAGCUAUGGCAUCAUGUUUUUAUAUAUUUCCAUAGCCUUGGGGCAUAUCAAAAGCUGUAGCAGGUUUCUGGUGGAUUCGAAAAUCUCCCUGGGCAUCGCGGGCAUCCUGAUCGUGCUGAGCUCAGUGGCGUGCUCCUUGGGCAUCUUCAGCUACGUUGGGAUCCCCUUCACCCUCAUUGUGAUAGAAGUCAUCCCGUUCCUGGUGCUGGCUGUGGGAGUGGACAACAUCUUCAUUCUGGUCCAGACCUACCAGAGAGAUGAACGUCUCCAAGGGGAGACGCUGGACCAGCAGGUGGGCCGGGUGCUGGGAGAAGUGGCUCCAAGUAUUUUCCUGUCGUCCUUUUCAGAGACGGUAGCAUUUUUCUUAGGAGGCCUGUCCGUGAUGCCAGCUGUGCACACCUUCUCCCUCUUUGCGGGGAUGGCGGUCCUCAUCGACUUCCUCCUCCAGAUUACCUGUUUUGUGAGUCUCUUGGGAUUAGACAUUAAGCGGCAAGAGAAGAACCGGCUGGACGUCCUCUGCUGUGUCGGGGACGCGGCAGACAGAGCAGGCAUCCAGGCCUCGGAGAGCUGCUUAUUUCACUUCUUCAGAAACGCCUAUGCUCCACUUCUGCUUAAGGACUGGAUGCGGCCCAUUGUGGUAGCGGUAUUUGUGGGUGUUCUGUCAUUCAGUAUCGCAGUCCUGAACAAAGUAGAAAUCGGCUUGGAUCAGUCUCUGUCAAUGCCAGAUGACUCCUACGUGACGGAUUAUUUCCAGUCCCUCAAUCGCUUCCUGCACGCGGGCCCGCCCGUGUACUUUGUCGUGGAGGGAGGGCACGACUACGCUUCUCUGAAAGGGCAGAACAUGGUGUGUGGGGGCCUGGGCUGCAACAACGACUCGCUGGUGCAGCAGAUCUUCACCGCCGCCCAGCUGGACAACUACACCCGGAUAGGCUUUGCUCCCUCGUCCUGGAUUGACGAUUAUUUUGACUGGGUCAAGCCACAGUCGUCUUGCUGUAGAGUCUACAACACCACGGAUCGGUUCUGCAAUGCGUCGGUGGUUGACCCUGCCUGCGUCCACUGCCGGCCUCUGACUCCAGAGGGCAAGCAGAGGCCUCAGGGCGCAGACUUCAUGAGGUUCCUGCCCAUGUUCCUCUCCGAUAACCCGAACCCCAAGUGUGGCAAAGGGGGACACGCCGCUUACAGCGCAGCAGUUAACAUCCUCGGCAACGGCACGGGCGUCGGAGCCACGUACUUCAUGACCUACCACACGGUACUCAAGACCUCCGCUGACUUCAUCGACGCCAUGGAAAAGGCCCGCCUCAUCGCCAGCAGAAUCACCAGAACCAUGGGCCUGGAAGGAAGUGAUCACCGUGUGUUCCCAUACAGUGUGUUCUACGUCUUCUACGAACAGUACCUGACCAUGAUUGACGACACUAUCUUUAACCUCGGCGUGUCCCUGGGCGCCAUCUUUUUGGUGACGGUGGUUCUCCUGGGCUGUGAACUGUGGUCGGCGGUGAUCAUGUGCAUCACCAUCGCUAUGAUCUUGGUCAACAUGUUCGGUGUCAUGUGGCUCUGGGGCAUCAGUUUGAAUGCGGUUUCUUUGGUCAACUUGGUUAUGAGCUGUGGCAUCUCCGUGGAGUUCUGCAGCCAUAUCACGAGAGCGUUCACGGUGAGCACGAAGGGAAGCCGCGUGGAACGGGCAGAAGAGGCGCUCUCCCACAUGGGCAGCUCUGUAUUCAGUGGAAUCACACUAACAAAAUUUGGAGGCAUUAUGGUUUUGGCCUUUGCCAAAUCUCAAAUUUUCCAGAUAUUUUACUUCAGGAUGUAUUUAGCUAUGGUCUUACUGGGAGCCACUCAUGGAUUAAUAUUCCUCCCUGUCUUGCUCAGUUACAUAGGACCAUCGAUAAGUGAAGCCAGAAGUCUGGCCGCUCAGGAGCGAUACAGAGGUACAGAGCGAGAGCAGCUUCUCAAUUUCUAGCUCUCUCACGGGCUUCAGAGACUCUGCAGGUCAGUUGGUCGGUUAACCACUGGACAGCAGCUGCAUUGUCAAGGCUCAGUUGAACCCUGAGUGCGAGCAGAUGUCAGGCUAUUUAACAGCAGCAGCUUCGGCCGUAGCGCUUUUAAACUCAGGAAUGCAGACUCUGCCUUGAAGGAGUAUUACUGAGCGUGGAGGCAGCCCCAAGACGCUGGAGCGCCUUCCGGUUCUCCAGGAACGAAGCCUGCUUCUCGGGCAGGCAGAAGGGGACGCUGGGAAGGCUGCUAUCUGCUCACUGACACUUUCUAAAGGCCAAUCAAUGCAAUGUUUCUCCUUUUGUAGGAGUAAGCCAUCACACAAGUUCUAUACCAUAUUUUUAGUAACAUUUGAGGAUGUCGUAGAUAUACUUUAUUAUAACAUCUUGUAGUUUAAAGAGCUUUAUUAACGCAAUAAAUUAACUUUGUACACAUUUUAUAUAUAUAUAAAAAAAAAACUAGCAAGUGACCUCAGAACGUCGUAGGCCUCAUUAGAGCUUGGUCUCCAAAAACCUGUUUGAAAAAAGCAACGUGUUCUUCACAGUGUUCUCCUAUAAAGGAAAAUACAGAUUUAAUCCGUUAGACAAGGCACGAAAGGAGGAAAACGAGAAUGAACACUUUGCAGCUCCUAGAUGUGGAUACUGGGUUUUAACUUAUUUUUCUUUCAUAAAAUACUUUGUUUUCCUAA